GCAGAUCCAUACGCCUAUUUAUCUCCCAGUUCAGGUAACCCAAAACCAUACCUGAAGCAAAACUUAUACCUUAAAAUGAUCUACCUCCUCGUCCUUGCAAUGCUUCUCUGGGUUGCAUAUUACAGGACGCACCUGAAACCAUCUCCAUCAAAAGCCACUCCCAAGAAGAAACUUUUUGCCCACGAUGCUAACGAACCAAUUCCUGAGCCAACCCCCCUCAGAAUCACCCCAGAUGACGUCAGGGAGUACGACGACAGGCCCUGGAGGCCGUUCCGCUGGCCGUACCAUCAGACCAUGAGCAUCUACAAGUUACCCAUCAAUCAUUGGCUUGACAUGGACAAGUACUACUGGCAUUAUAUUGAGGAGAAAAAGCGGAUCCUCCAUCAGUACGGGGAUGAAAACAUUUCCUGGUUGCCAGAGUCGCAUGAUGCGUGCGUAGAAUUGAUGGAAACGGUGCGCACGCACAUGCUCAAACGGUACCCCUUGCUCUUUGAAUCAUCCGAUGGUGGGGUCACAAUGUUGAAUAAACUCACGGGGGAGCAUAUAGACAUGUCAGAGCCGUUACAACACCAUCCGUUGGUGUAUGUGUCCAAGAUGGCCAAGGAAGACUUCUAUAUAGUGCAACAGAGGGAUGACGGCAAGCACUAUCUCGUGGCAGCGUGCGUGGCGUUUCCAGGGGGGUCUUUCGGAAUUAAGGGUAUAUUGGGAACGCACUUGGACCAUAUCCACGAACUAGUGCCGUUUUACGAAACCAAGCUCAAGCCAUCGAUGGAACGGUGGUUUGGGAAAAUGGAGCCGGCAGACUUGGUAGAGCGGGGGUCCUGGUACAUUACCUGGGACCACAAGUUGUUCAGGAACAAUAUAUACGCGUUGAAAGAGGGCAAGAAGGUCCACUCUGGCAUCCCGCCUACGGAGUUCAACGUCCGGGUGGAUAGACAGACGCUUCGGAGGUUACCCAGAACACGGGCCAUUGUCUUCACUGCCCAUCCGUUAUUCUACUCGAUAGAGGAGAUGAAGGACGAGCCGAUGGUGCCGUCUUUGCUUCGGAAGAUUAUCUAUGAGGCACCCGAGUCGAUCAUUCGGUACAAAUCGUUUUACAAGUUGCGGGACCACAUUUCCCACUACUUGGAUGGUUUAGUCGCAAGACAGGUUGAGCUUGGGCUCAUUGAAGCGGACGCAGAGGUACGGACAUUGCCGACGUAUCCGUUUGCCCAUUUCAUAGGACAGCAGGAGGAAAUAUACGGAUGGCGUAAUCCGUCGGAAAGCAGGGCGGAAAAUUAUGAAGAAAAGGCAAAGGCAGAAAUCGGGCCGGGGGACUGAGCCAUAAUAAUUUACGAGGCUUUAAAGAUUUUCACAUUUCUUGGAUUUACAUCGUGUUGACGGGCGUGGCUGGGUAUCAAGAAAACGCAGGUGUUUCCAUUAAGCGCAAUACUUGUGUAAAAACGCCGUACAGAUAUGAGACACAUGUGAACGAUAAAUAUUGUGUUACAGCUCAGACUCCCGAUUUGUUAAGCGGCUUCGGCUCUGUUCCCCUGGUAACUGCAUAGGAUAUAUGACAAUCGGCCUCCUGAGUUUGGAACGGCCAGGACUUCUGAUAGAAAUGUAACUGACCUGAGUUAUUUGAUAAGGGCUUACCGAAGCUUCUAAGGCUAUGCGCCUCACCAUUUUGUGAUAAGAAACCAAUUUUAGAGUUUUAGAAACUAUAUCAAAUUCAAUUUCCACGCUGGUCAUACGGCCCUG
Molecule: messenger RNA, 1740 nt
Organism: Babjeviella inositovora NRRL Y-12698
Lineage: Eukaryota; Fungi; Ascomycota; Pichiomycetes; Serinales
Product: heme-dependent oxidative N-demethylase family protein
Exons: 1
Coding region: 76-1320 (414 amino acids)
Source: RefSeq, a predicted model, not a curated record